Oryza brachyantha (malo sina) is the source of this 3848-nucleotide messenger RNA. RefSeq names its product protein FAR1-RELATED SEQUENCE 5-like. Gene Ontology annotation, molecular function: zinc ion binding. Bases 226 to 3450 code for a protein of 1074 amino acids. NCBI's taxonomy places the organism in Eukaryota, Viridiplantae, Streptophyta, Magnoliopsida, Poales, Poaceae. The transcript is spliced from 3 exons. The record is from RefSeq and is a predicted model, not a curated record. Gene Ontology annotation, biological process: regulation of DNA-templated transcription.
UCGGCGGUGGUGGUGUCUAUCUAUCCUCCUCGCGCUCUCCCGCGUCGAUCGCCUCUGCUUGCGUCGUUGUUGUGUUCGUGGGGGUGGGGGUGGGGGUGGGGGUGGAUGAGUGAGAGGUGGUGGGUUUGACCGGACGCACCGGAUGUGUGCUGUGGGGAGGUGGAGAUGCGCUCGGGAUUGAGGGGCUGAUCUCGGAGAGGAGGCGUGAGGGGGGCGGGUGCUAUUAUGGAGAGAGGAGGAGGAGGAGGAGGGGUGGCGGGGAGCGAGCAGGGGACGCCGGAGAGCGAAAUGGGGGACGGAGACAACGACAGCGUGGACUACGCGGCGGAGAUGGAGGUGGACGCCUCCGGGAACGGGGCGGCGGCUGACGCGGCGUACGCGGCGCGCGCGGGCGCGUACGACGGCGUCGACCCGUUCGAGGGGAUGGAGUUCGACGACGAGGAGGACGCGUGGACCUUCUACAACGUGUACGCCCACCGCGUCGGCUUCAGCACAAGAAUUAGCGUCAUGCACCGCUCGCGACGGGACGGCUCCAUCAUGUCGCGCCAGUUCGUCUGCGCCAAGGAGGGGUUCCGCACUUACCGCGGGAAGAACGAGGUCUCCCCUGUCGCCGGCGGCAGCGGCGAGGAUAGCGCGAGGGGCCGCCGUACUCGGGCCGUCACAAGGGUUGGGUGCAAGGCAAUGAUCCGGGUGAAGAAGCAGGACAAUGGUCGGUGGGCCGUCACCAAGCUUGAGACCGAGCACAACCAUCCUCUGGUCCCUCCGAACCAGGCACACUGCCUGCGCCCUCACAAGCCACUGUCAGAGUGUGGGAAGCAGCGUGCAUUUGGGGUUCCUCGAAAUGGUGGUAUGCUUCUUGCUAUUGAGCCUCCACCAACACCUGUUUCGCCGCCUGUGCUGCAGAUAAGCGUUCCUCAAGGAGCUCCGUCGUAUACUAGGGAUUGUAUUGGAGAUCAUGUACGAGUAAUUCUGGAUUAUGUCAAGCGCAUGCAAGCUGAAGACCCAGCUUUCUUUUAUGCCAUGCAAUUUAUUGAUGGACAUCCAGUAGGGAAUAUCUUUUGGGCUGAUGCAAGGGCAAGGAUGGCAUACAAACACUUUGGAGACGCUGUUUUCUUGGAUGAUUACUGCAAAAGGAGCAAGUUUCAGCUCCCACUUGUUGCUUUCACUGGAGUUAAUCACCAUUGCCAGCCAGUCCUAUUUGGUUGUGCGAUCAUUGGGGAUAACUCUGAGGCUUCCUUUGCUUGGUUGUUUGAGACACUCCUCUUGGCAAUGUCUGGUCAACACCCUGAUUCUCUUACCACAGAGCAUGAUAGUGACAUACAAUCAGCUGCCUUUAAGGUUCUUCCCCGAACUAGGCACCGUUUCUGCAGAUGGCACAUCUUGAAUGAAGCACAUGAUAGGCUAUCACACUUGUCGAAUGCAUUUCCUUCCUUACAUGAGGAGCUUGUCAAUUGUAUCAACAUGUCUGAGACAAUUGAUGAGUUUGAAGCAAACUAUAUGGCAUUAAUUACUAAGGUUGGCCUGGGGAAUAGCGAGUGGCUCUAUUCAAUGUAUAAUUGCCGGCAACAUUGGGUCCCAGUGUACUUGAGGGAUACAUUUUUUGGGGAUGAAUCAUCAAAAGAGGAGUGUGCUAGUAGGAGUUCAUUUUUCGAUGGCUAUAUCAGUUCAAAAACUGAUUCGCAGUCAUUCAUCCAGCAAUAUGAAAAGGCUUUGGACUGUUGUUAUGAGAAGGAGGUGAAGGAAGAAUUUGAGACAAAGUACUCACUUCCAGAAAUCAAGACAUCAUCUCCUAUUGAGAAGCGUGGUGCGGACUUAUACACAAGGUCAAUGUUCUUGAAAUUCCAACAGGAACUUGUUGAUGCCUCUGUUUCCUCUCUGGAAAUAAUAAAGGAGGAUGGCAAAUCUCGCAUAUAUAAGGUGACCAAAUCUGCAGGAAGUGAGAAAUCUCAUACGGUCAAAUUCAAUUCUUUGGAAAAUUCCGCAACAUGUAGCUGUCAGAUGUUUGAACAUUUAGGUAUUGUCUGUAGGCACAUACUUACUGUCUUUGGCACACACUGUGUAUCUUCACUUCCUUCUCAGUACAUUGUAAAAAGAUGGACUAAAUACGCCAUGGAAAGAAACCCAGACAAGAAAAUGGAUGAAGUUAGCAAAGUUAAUGAGCCCAAGGAGGAGCAAAAAAGUGGUGUUGAAGAUGGCGAGCAAUCUCAGACAUGGCGCUACAACAGUUUAUGUCGUGAAGCACUUAGAUAUGCUGAAGAAGGAGCAUCAUCGGUAGAGGUUUAUAUUGUAGCAAUGCAGGCUCUUCAAGAGGCUACAAACAAGGUAAAUAUGGCAAAAAGAGGCAUUGGGCAGGUAUCGCCAAAUGCACCAUUGGCAGUGAUGCCAAUUGCAGCCCAACCACCAACUGAGGGCUUCAGAAAAGCACAGGAGAUUGGUUUUAAUCAGCGAAAAAAGAGAAGAAGGAAUUCAAACAACAAAGUGACAGAGAAUUCAUCAAAUCAACUUAUGUAUCUGCAACAGCCUGUUAAUUUUUUGUUUGUUGCUCCUGGUACAUCAAGUGGUCCACAAGGGCCUAAUCAAAUAGUUGCUGCAGUUCCUGUUUCUUCGAGUGUGCCACAUGGUCAAACAUCUCGUGCAAACCACUCAACUGAUGGAAAUACUACACCCUGUUCUGUAGCUGCUCAAAAACAUUCUGACUUGCCCAGCCGCAAUGCAUCAGCACCUUCUUUUGGAAAUGUUGUGCAAGAAGGAGAAAUUAAAUCUUCAGGGUUUUCUUCGCAAAUAAAAGAGAGUCAUGAAUUGUCCCAAGGUAAUGGCAGCAAGGGAAACAGUGUAGCAAGUUCUACACCUUCACCACAGCUUGUGACAGUUCCUGUUGGACUGUGCUUGCCUUCCAUGGACAGCUCGAGGACAUCUGCAGAUCUUUCUGUCAAUGCAGACGCGAUGAAUUCUACAAACUCUGGAAGCAUGAAUAGCAAUGGUAAUGCGUCAUUUGGUCUCUGUCAAUCUCAAUCUACUCAUUCACAGACAAGAACAUUAGCAGACAAUGCUGAUCCUCGGCCAUUUCCUGAGGGUUCUUCCAUUCGGGCAGCAGCCAUUGCAGCAGGUGCACGCAUUGCAUCUCCAUCUGAUGCCGCUUCAAUCAUAAAAGCGGCACAGUCAAAAGGUGCUAUCCACAUUAGGCCAGUAGAAGGCGUCUCAAAUUAUCUGAAACCGUUAGCCCCACAACCGCUCUCCUCACUACCACCAGGCAACAUACCCAGUUCGGUGCAUGCUUCCUCAAGCCAGGCGCAACCUGGGCGGUGCAGCUUUGGUGAUUCUGCAGCAGCCAAGGAUGCAAUUUUUGGUUCCACAGACAGCAGUGAUGAAGAUGAGUAUGAUGAAGAUGAUGACACUGACGAUAACGACGAAGAUGAGGGGAUAACUGGUGACGAGGUGGAACAAGAAUAAUCUUCAUAUUGGAACCUCGUCGGCUCUCACCUGUACUUGUACUAACCUCUCCUAAUGGCUUCUGAGGCCCUGAUCUAUAACAAACCUUUUCACCCAUGGAAUCUCUUAGAGCAUAGCUGUAUACAUGUUUAUAGCCUGUAUGUAAGCCCCGAAUUACUGCCUUCAUGAGCCUAGAAGUUGUCCCCCCUCCUCUCUUAAGCAUGCCUGGGAGUCCCUUUUUGUCAACCUAAUCAUAAACAUUGAGUUUUGCUAAGCUUGGUUUUUUAUUGGCUCUUUCUGGGGUUUGGUCAAGUAGUCAGCUCGCAUGUGAGGUUAUGUACAGAAUGAGUUGUUUGCUUGCUAAAUGCUUCAACAGCUCAAAAUUUUGUACUCCCAUUUUUCUCUUCUUGGAGAGAGAU